UUGACGAGAAGCGUAUCAAGAGUUCAGGCUGGAUAUUUAUCUGCCUUGGUUGUAAAAGAUCUGUCGGUGCUGCGUUUGGAGCUGAAGUGGGCUGUCAAGGCAGCUCGUGGCAGUCGCUCUUCCAAAACCUUCAAACCAAAGAAAAAUAUUCCGGAGGGGUCUCACCAGUACGAGCUGCUAAAACAUGCCGAAGCCACGCUGGGAAGUGGUAAUCUUCGGAUGGCCGUCAUGCUUCCAGAGGGUGAAGACUUAAACGAGUGGGUUGCAGUUAACA
This is a messenger RNA of Eurypyga helias (sunbittern), 274 nucleotides long. Its product is annotated as MOB kinase activator 1B-like. Gene Ontology annotation, cellular component: nucleus; cytoplasm. Gene Ontology annotation, biological process: hippo signaling; positive regulation of protein phosphorylation. Gene Ontology annotation, molecular function: protein kinase activator activity. The annotation marks the transcript as partial. The record is from RefSeq and is a predicted model, not a curated record. The transcript has 2 exons. NCBI's taxonomy places the organism in Eukaryota, Metazoa, Chordata, Aves, Eurypygiformes, Eurypygidae.